CCAAUUAUGAGAAAACUAAAAUUUAAAACCAAUACCACAGAACCAAUAUCUCUUUUGGUUUCUCUUUCCCAGUAUCCAAACUAACCCGCCAUGGCGACCAUGAUGAUGAGCAGAAUGAUGAACAUAACCCCAUCAUCAUCAUCACCACCAUCGUUGGCAACUGACUCUCUAUCAGCACCACUACCAUUAUCAUCAUCAAAGCUCCCACGCCGUACAAUCCCAGGAUCACACGGCUGGCCUUUGAUAGGACAACUAUCCGACCGUCUAGACUACUUCUGGUUCCAAGGACCAGACGCGUUCUUCAGGUCGAGAAUGGAGAAGCACAAUUGCACCGUUUUCCGUACCAACGUUCCACCGAGUUUCCCUUUCUUUUCGAGAUCGGUGAACCCCAACGUCAUCGCCAUCGUCGACUGCAAAUCUUUCUCCCAUCUUUUCGACAUGGAAAUUGUCGAGAAAAAAGAUGUUUUAGUCGGCGACUUCAUGCCUAGCACCGAGUUCACUGGUGGCUCCAGGGUUUGCGCUUAUAUUGAUACCUCUGAACCCAAACACGCCCAGAUCAAGAACUUUGCCAUAGACAUACUGAAGCGGGGUUCCAAUGUGUGGGUGAAUGAGCUCCAUGACAACCUCCACAAAUUCUUGGACGCCAUCGAAUCCGACAUUGCCAAAGGAGGCAGCGCAUCCUAUUCCCCACAUCUCCAGGAUUUCAUCUUCAAUUUCCUCACCAAGUCCCUCGUCGGCGCCGACCCCGCCAUCGACCCCGAACUCGCCAAGUCCGCUCCCUCCACCCUCAACACCUGGAUCGCUUUCCAAGUCCUCCCCGUCAUGCCCCUCCGCGUCUUUCAGCCCCUCGAAGAGAUAUUCCUCCACUCUUACACUUACCCUUUCGCCUUCAUAAGAAGAGACUACCAAAAACUCUACAACUUCAUCGAAGAGCACGGCGGAGAAGUUGUGCGGCGCGGCGCCGAAGAGUUCGGCCUUCCUCUGUCUGAAGCAAUCCAUAACUUGAUCUUCGUUCGGUUCAAUGCCUUUGGUGGUUUCUGUUUCUUACCGUCAUUGCUUAACACUGUAGCUAGUGAUAAAACCGGGUUACAAGCCAGGCUAAGAGAAGAAGUUAGAAAACUAUCCGACCCAUCAACGAGCUUGAGUUUUGACUCGGUGAAAGAUAUGGAGCUGGUGAACUCAGUUGUUUACGAGACGUUGCGGUUCAACCCGCCUGUCACGCUUCAAUAUGCACGAGCGAGGAAGGAUUUCGAACUCACUUCUCAUGACUCGGUUUUCGACAUCAAAAAGGGUGAGUUGUUGUGUGGGUAUCAGCCUUUGGCUAUGAGAGACGGUAAAGUCUUCGAUGAGCCGGAGAGUUUCAAGCCGGACCGGUUCGUUGGGAAAGGGAAGGAAUUGCUGAAUUACUUAUUCUGGUCGAACGGGCCUCAGACCGGAUCCCCUAGUGAAUCAAAUAAGCAAUGUGCAGGAAAGGAUUACGUGACACAGUCGGCUUCGUUAAUUCUAGCCAACGUCUUUGAAAGGUAUGAUUCAAUCAGUGGAGGAGCUGGUAAAAUCACAGCCGUUGAAAAGGCUAAGUAAUUGGCACUUCAAACCCUUAUGUGUCAAAUUCAUAAACAUUAAACAAUUAAAUUUGUAAAAUCAAUGUCUAAUCAAACUGUGAAAUAAGUUAUGUUUUUAGUCUA
Messenger RNA from Hibiscus syriacus, 1685 nucleotides. Its product is annotated as fatty acid hydroperoxide lyase, chloroplastic-like. Gene Ontology annotation, biological process: sterol metabolic process. The record is from RefSeq and is a predicted model, not a curated record. Gene Ontology annotation, molecular function: monooxygenase activity; heme binding; iron ion binding. Lineage: Eukaryota; Viridiplantae; Streptophyta; Magnoliopsida; Malvales; Malvaceae.